UUUUAAAAAUUUGUAUAUUUAGCGUAUCUUCCAAAAGAAAUUGAAUGGAAGCUGAAUUCAAGGACGUUUCAUUGUCUAUUACUACUAAUUCGGGUACGCCGAACUGGAAAAGUAGUUCACGGAGAGGUUCCUUAACGUGCUCUAUGGCUCUCGAUCUAAGGAUUUUUGUUUGGGCAUACUUUGAAAAUUUAUCUAUUGCUGUAAGGACGAUAUUUCGCUCAGUUAUGUAAAUAUCAAUGUGCAAUAUUUGCCCUGGCAAUUGUGGAAUAGGGGUUUCUCCUAAUUUGGGUUUGGUGGGGUUUCGGUCAUAUUUAUUUUCUUUACAAAUUGAGCACUGUUGGAUUAUUCUAUUUAUUUUUUUGGUCAUGGAAGGAAAGUAAAAAUUUUCCAGGAUUUGGGUUUUAUUUUCUCGACAGUUUCGAUGUGGUCUUUUGUGGGUUUUUACAAUGAUUUCUUUCUGUUCUUGUUCGUUUGUGACAUCCUGCACUUGCAUUUGUCUAAAUCGGAUUUUGUAGUUGUUAAAGUGUAUUGGAUAAAUUUCUUGGAUUUUUCCCAUAAUCCUUUCCUCUGUUUUAAUACAGUUGACAACGGAAGGAUUAAGGUAUCAUUUCAGAAGGUUCUUUAAAGUUUCGGGGGUAUAAUCAGGUUCUUCGAAAAUGUGUCUGUGGUAAGUAGGGAACACUAUUUUAAAUUGAUAUGUUGAGGCUUCGGCUAUAUUCAAAAAAAUUUGGUUUUUGAAUACGUUUAUUGGUGUUUCUACGGAUGGGAUUAGGUUAUGCGAUGAGCUUUCAUCGCUGUGUUGGGAUACUGAUAGGGAAUUUAUGGGUUCACCUGGCAUCCUUGAUAGCGCAUCGGCUACGACAUUAGUUGUGCCAGGUUUAUACAGAAGCUCGUGAUUAUAUUCUUCAAGGAUGGCUUUCCAGCGCUUCAUUUUGGAAUUGUUGUUUUUUAUUGCUUAGGGCCUGCGUUAGCGGCUGGUGAUCCGUGAAUAUUUUGACUCUUGCUGAGCCGUACAGAUAGUUUCUAAAAUUGUUCAGGGCCCAUAUUAUAGCUAGGAACUCUUUCUCGUUCGUAGCGUAGGCUUCUUCGGUCUUAGUGAGUGUUCGCGAUAGUGAUGUGCCGAGUCGAGUCGACUCGAGUUCUGACUCGAGUAUUUUAGAAGUACUCACGUACUCGAGUAAGCAAAUUAUAGUAUUCGGAUACACAGACUCGAGUACGGGUCUCGAGUACUUAUAGUUAUCAAACACCGAAUUUAGCGUUAAAAAAAAUAUAUAUAUUUACCAAAUACACCACACAACUAUUUGCGCAAAUACUAAUUGGUGAAAAUAUGAAUCAAAUAGCAUUACGAAAAAUUCUUAUUUGUACCAAUUAUUGUUUGCGCAAAUACUUGUGUGGCGAAGGCGCCCUAUUAGUUUCCAUUCACUUUGUAUCAUAUCGACAGUUACCAAUUAAUCGAUACUUAUGUAUGUAAAAGUUUAGUCGUGUCACCGCCAACAUUGGGCUCCAACCGCUAACACUAUUGACGGAUAAGAUGACUGCAUUUUUGAUUUCAUAAUAAAUACUUUGCCUAUGUUAUAUUAUCAAUUUCCAAUCUUUAACUAACUUUAUUUGCAAUUGUGUUGACGCAAUCAUGGCUCCAAAACGUUCGUCUGAUAUUUGGAAUUUUUAUAAUAAAAUUGAAAAUAAGAAAUUGGAGUGCAGAGAAUGUAAAAAAACGUUUGCUGAUUUUGGAAAUACAACGAAUUUGUUGAAGCAUUUUAGAAAAGUGCAUUCUCUAAUAUAUUUAACAUGUAUAGAAAAAACACGUAAACAAGAUCAAAGCCAAAACAAUAAUUUGGAUUUAGAUUCGGUUACAUCUAGCAGUCAAUCACUAGAAGCAAGGGUGGAUAAUGAAAAUGGAGACCAAGCUCAAGGUGAAGGUGCUCAAAGUCGUAGAAGACCGUUACAGAUGACAUUUUUAUCAAAAGAGGCUGCACAGGUCAAUUCAAGGAAUGUGAACAGAGAACUAGUUAAUAUGAUCUGUGUAGAUUUGCAACCAUUGUCUAUAGUUGAAGAUGAAGGUUUCCGAAACUAUACUUACCAGCUAAACCCCAACUAUAGUCUGCCUUCAAGAAAAAUGCUAGCAGAAAAAUUACUACCCCAACAAUAUGAUGUUUCAAAAGCAGCACUAAUUGAAAUGUUACAGCAGGUGGAUUUUGUAGCAGGCACAACUGAUUUAUGGACAUCGGACAGUAAUAAAAAUUAUUUGACUUUGACGAUCCAUUUCAUUUAUCAAGGUCAGGCAGAAUCUCGGGUAUUGGCCACCAAAGAAAUGACAGAGUCACAUACAUCAGAAAACAUAGCAAGUUUACUGCGCCAAGUACUUGAAGAGGAAUGGAAAAUUUUUGAUAAAGUUGUAUGCAUUACUACAGAUAAUGCAAGUAAUAUGAAAAAAGCAGUAAUAGAAAUUUUGCAGAAACGUCAUCAUUCUUGUGUAGCACAUACUUUAAAUUUAACAGUCUCUGAUUGCAUGAAAGAUAAUGAGCAGCUAUCUCUUUUAACGGGGAAAUGUCGUGAAAUCGUUACUUAUUUUAAAAGAAGUAAUGUUGCGUCCUACAAGCUUCAAGAAAUUCAAGAGCAGAUGAAUUUAGAAAAACUGAAAUUACAACAAGAUGUUCAAACACGCUGGAACUCUACUUUCAUCAUGUUUGAUAGAUUAGACAGAGUCAAGAUACCACUAUCAGCUGCGUUGUCUUCCUUGCCUUCAUCUCCUUAUAACUUGACCAGUGAAGAAUGGAAUGUGUUACAAGAAUGCGUGAUUAUUUUGAGACCAGUGGAGCAGCUUACUACCAUUUUAUCUGGUCAACAGUAUCCUACAUUGUCGUGUGUUAUCCCGCUUAUCCGAGGUGUUCAAUCAUCCCUCAAGAGCUAUUCAAUGUCCACUAAUAUAGCGAUAUCUUUACAAAAUAAACUUAUAGAAACCAUCGAAAGGCGUUUAGGCGUUUAUGAAACUAACAAAACAGCAGCUAAAGCCACAUUUCUUGAUCCAAGAUUCAAAAAGGCUGGUUUUGGAAAGGAAAGAAAUGCUGAGAGUGUUCAGAGUUGGGUAAUUGAGGAAUUAACAUGCCAUGAACAUGAAUCAUUCACCGCUAGUGAGUUUCCAUCAUCAUAUUCAACCGCGCAGCUGCAGCACUUGAGUUCCGAUGCCCAAGUUUCUCCGAAUUCAAACCAACAUCUCCAGCGCCAAACAGGUGCGAAUGAUUCAGCGAAUGAUUUAUUGUGGAACUAUUUGGAUAAAAAAGUGCAACAGCAGUCGAAUAUGGCUACUCCCACCUCCUCUGCUAUCGUCAAGGUGAAACAAUACGUUCAACUUCCUUACCUACAACGAAAUAUGGAUCCGUGCGAAUUUUGGGAGAGUAGAAAAAUUAUUUCCAAAGGUUUGUACAAAAUGUCUCAAAAGUAUUUGUGCAUUCCAGCGACUUCUGUUCCUUCCGAACGAGUUUUUUCGACAGCGGGGUUGUUAUGCAACAACCGUAGAAAUAGAUUAGAACCGAAAAAGGUUGAUCAAAUAUUAUUUUUGAAUAGUCAUCGUAAAAAUAAAAAAGUGUACAAAAAUCCUAUCUGAACUGUUAUUUUAAAUUUCACUAUAAAGUUAUCAAACAAAGUACAUACUUUGGUUUGUAUUUAUUUAAAUGUAAUAUCGUAGAUAUUAAUUGCCAAAGAUGAAAGGAAUUUUAAAUUCCAAAGGAGUAAUUUUAUUGUUUAUGAAUCUAGAUCUCAUGGAAUAUUGUCGUUACAAUUGAAGUACUAGUUGAACUUUUAAAGUACUGAAGAUUUAUUUGUUUUAACUCAUUAUUUACUUUGGAUAUUUUUUUUAUGACAGACUACUAAGUUCUAGUUCUACCAUGAUAAAUAAAGCAACUGUUA
This is a messenger RNA of Rhagoletis pomonella (apple maggot), 3906 nucleotides long. RefSeq names its product zinc finger BED domain-containing protein 1-like. The transcript has a single exon. NCBI's taxonomy places the organism in Eukaryota, Metazoa, Arthropoda, Insecta, Diptera, Tephritidae. Bases 1631 to 3604 code for a protein of 657 amino acids. The record is from RefSeq and is a predicted model, not a curated record. Gene Ontology annotation, molecular function: DNA binding; protein dimerization activity.